Odobenus rosmarus divergens (Pacific walrus) is the source of this 2643-nucleotide messenger RNA. RefSeq names its product complement component (3b/4b) receptor 1 (Knops blood group) (gene CR1L). The transcript has 16 exons. The record is from RefSeq and is a predicted model, not a curated record. NCBI's taxonomy places the organism in Eukaryota, Metazoa, Chordata, Mammalia, Carnivora, Odobenidae. Gene Ontology annotation, biological process: negative regulation of complement activation, classical pathway. Bases 1 to 2643 code for a protein of 880 amino acids.
AUGGAAGAAUCCACCGCCUUUAUCCCGAGCCGCCCAUCCUCCGCGCGGACUACAUCAAGGAGACGAAGCAUCGCCAAAUUUAGCUCCUGUAGACGUGUCCCUAAGGUGGUCGGUGGGAGCGAGAUUCGCUGGAAACAACGCAAAUUAGGAGUAAACAAGACCUCGCCUAUUAAGGGGAAGCUGCGGUCAAAGGCUUCCGUCCCGGCCUCCCGGCCGCGCUCCCCAAACUCUGGUGCAGAGUGCUUUGUCUCUCACCUCUUCGCCUCGUUCCCUGCGCUUUCCUUCGAGGUCGCACCUGCUUACUCGAGGUGCCUGGGGAAGAUGGGAGCGUCUUCUCGGAGGAGCCCGCAACCUCUCGGGCCGCCGGCGCCCCCCAUCUCCUGCUCCGGAGGAACCCUCCUGGCGGUUCUGGUGCUGCUCGCGCUGCGGGACGCCUGGGGUCAGUGCAAAGCCCCGGAACAUCUUCCAUUUGCCAAGCUUACAGUUCUGACCAACGAGUAUGAGUUUCCCAUUGGGACAUCUUUGAAGUAUGAGUGCCGCCCUGGUUACUACAGGAAAGUAUUCUCUAUUACCUGCCUAUCCAACUCAGUCUGGUCAAACGCUGACGACGUCUGUCAACGUAAAUCAUGUGGAACUCCUCCAGAACCCUUAAAUGGCAAAGUGACUGUAAACAGAGACACCCGGUUUGGAUCAACCGUUAAUUAUGCCUGUAAUGAAGGAUACCGACUUAUUGGUAAGACCUCGAUUGCAUGCAUCAUCUCAGACAAUACUGUCGUCUGGGAUAACAAUCCACCUAUUUGUGAGACUAUUCCUUGUGGGCCACCCCCAGCCAUCGCCAAUGGAGAUUUCUUUAGCACCAACAGAGAAUUUUUUCCUUAUGGAACCGUGGUGAACUAUCGCUGCCAUCUUGGACAGAGAGGGAAAAAGCUGUUUGAGCUUGUGGGCAACUCAUCAAUAUACUGCACCAGCAAAGACAAUCGCGUUGGCAUAUGGAGCAGCGCCCCCCCUCAGUGCAUCAUACCUAAUAAAUGCACACCUCCAGACAUUGAAAAUGCAAUAAGGGCAUCUGAGAACAAAACCUUAUUUUCCUUACAUGAAUUUGUGAGGUUUAUCUGUAAGCCCGGCUUUGUCAUUAAAGGACCCUCCAGUGUGCAAUGCCAAGCCCAAAACAAAUGGGGGCCAGAGUUGCCAAGCUGCUCUAGGGUAUGUCAGCCGCCUCCAGAAAUUGUGCACGGUAAGCGUGCCGCAGGCAAUGAGGCCAAUUUCUUCCCCGGGCACGAAGUGUUCUACAGCUGCGAGCCCGGCUAUGAUCUCCGAGGGGCUGCUUCUCUGCGCUGCACUCCCCAGGGAGACUGGAGCCCAGCAGUCCCGAGAUGUGCAGUGAAAUCAUGUGCGGACUUCCUGGACCAACUCCCUAAUGGCCGUGUGCUCUUUCCACUGAAUUUCCAGCUUGGGGCAAAAGUGUCCUUCGUUUGCGAUGAGGGGUUCCAUUUAAAGGGCAGUUCUGCUAGUUACUGCGUCUUGGUUGGAACGGAAAGCCUUUGGAAUCACAGUGUUCCUGUGUGUGAACAAAUCUUUUGUCCAAAUCCUCCCUCUAUCCUUAACGGGCACUACACCGGAACUUCUCAGGGAGACAUUCCCUAUGGAAAGGAUGUUACUUACAUGUGUGACCACCAUCCAGCCAGAGGGAUGACCUUCAACCUCAUCGGGAAGAGCACCAUCCGCUGCACAAGUGACGGUCAAGGGAGGGGGAUUUGGAGCGGCCCUGCCCCUCACUGUGAACCUGCUGGUCCUGCUGCAUGCCCACCUCUGCCCAAGAUCCACAAUGGGCAUUACAUUGAAGGACAUGCAUCUCCAUAUCUUCCUGGGAUGACCGUCAACUACACCUGUGACCCAGGCUACUUGUUGGUGGGAAGAGCCUUCAUAUUCUGCACAUACCAGGGAACCUGGAGCCAAUUUGAUCAUUAUUGCAAAGAGAUAAAAUGUAUCCUUCCAGAGUUUAUGGAUGGAAUCCGGAAGGAGCUGGAAAUGAGAACAGUGUAUCGCUAUGGAGAUAAUAUAACUUUCGAGUGUGAAGAUGGGUAUACUCUGAAAGGCAGUCCCCAGAGCCAAUGCCAGGCAGAUGACACAUGGAACCCUCCUCUGGCUAUAUGUACAUCUAGCACAAGUGAUGCUCUCAUAGUCGGUAUUUUCUUUGGCGUGAUCUUCUUUCUUUCAUCCAUCAUGGUUUCCUGUUGGAUAAUUGUAAAGCACAGAAAAGGCAGUAUUACAGAUGAAAAACCUAAGGAGAUGAUCCAUUUACAUCCUCAAGAAGACAGCGGUGUAAGGCCUCAAACUCUGCAAACAAAUCAGGAAAACAGCAGUUGGAUCGCUGGUCCCAGGGGAGUUCGAAGGUACUUCAGGAAGUGGAAAUGCCUCGGUGGUUGUCUCGUUGGAUUCUGGUUGUUUCCAGGCAGUUGGUCGGGAUCGUCGCAGGGACGCCCGGCGCCCGCGGGAGGGGACCGAGCAGCUCCACGACCCGGCGGGGCGAACCCCGCAGGCCCACGCCGGGUCCGGGAGGGCUCUGGGCCCCCGCGCUCAGGCCCCGCCUCCGGGCGCCAGCUGGCCCCGCCCACUUCGGGAAGGCAAUCCACUUCCGCCUAA